UCUUUGGAUGUGUGCUGAUCUACUGGAUAAUUUAGAACUUUGCCAAAAACAUGGGGAACUCUUGUCCUUGAGUGAAGCUCUCAAUGGGGGAAAGUAACGUUUCCUCAUACGUUGUGGAGUCUUUUGCUUCUCUAUUCCUCUUAACGGAAUCAACAUCAUUUUUCUUGAAACCGUGUGCCAAACAUACUGAUAAGUAGCCUACUGACAGGCUAAGCAUUGUGUUUUCCCAUUGUGCAGCGAAGGCUCAGUAACUAAUUUAAACUGUUCCACCGGUUAGUCGAGGACGGGCAAGAAUGAAGCUCAGCAGGCAAUUUACAGUUUUUGGUAGUGCCAUAUUUUGCGUGGUGGUGUUCUCAUUAUACUUAAUGUUGGAUCACCUGCAGUUAGACCACACAAAAAACCCAGGCAACGGAGAAAGACUGCAAAACGGACAGCUGUUGCUUCUGCAGGACAAAAUUGAUCGUUUAGAAAGACUGCUUGCGGAGAACAAUGAGAUCAUUGCCAAUAUCAGGGACUCCGUGAUCAACCUCAGGGAGUCUGUGAAGGAUGGCAGAGGAAUGCCUGAUUCCGGCAACUUCAGCCAGGGCGGCUCGGAGCUACUGCCUUCUGUGCCGCUGGUUCUUCCAAUCGACAAGGGAGACUGCCAGUUCUCUGCACGACUGUAUUCCAAGGUAGCAGAUGGUGUGCAGAUGUUGGACAUUUAUGACCUGCUUUCCUUUGAUAAUCCUGAUGGAGGAGUGUGGAAGCAAGGCUAUGACAUCACCUAUGAUGAGAGUGAAUGGGACAAUGAACCAUUGCAGGUGUUUGUGGUACCACAUUCACACAAUGACCCUGGUUGGAUAAAGACGUUUGAUGACUACUAUCGUGACCAGACACAACAUAUCCUGAACAACAUGGUGGUAAAACUGCAUGAAGACAGCCGACGGAAGUUCAUUUGGUCAGAGAUCUCAUACUUCUCCAAGUGGUGGGACAACAUUGACGAACAAAAGAGAGAUGCUGUCAGAAGUCUUGUAUCACGCGGCCAACUGGAGAUUGCGACGGGAGGCUGGGUGAUGCCCGAUGAAGCAAGCACGCAUUACUUUGCAUUGAUAGAUCAGCUACUGGAGGGACACCAGUGGCUGGAAAGGAAUUUGGGAGUAAAGCCCAAGACAGGCUGGGCUGUUGACCCAUUUGGCCACUCCUCCACUCAGGCUUACCUAUUAAAACAGGCCGGUUUCUCCAACAUGCUCAUACAGAGAGUGCACUACUCAGUGAAGAAGCAUUUUUCAAUUCAAAAGACUCUGGAGUUCUUUUGGAGACAAAACUGGGAUCAGGACCAGAGCACAGACAUCUUAUGUCAUAUGAUGCCCUUCUACAGUUAUGAUGUGCCUCACACCUGUGGUCCAGACCCAAAGAUCUGCUGCCAGUUUGACUUCAAGAGACUCCCAGGGGGCCGCAUCAGCUGCCCAUGGAGAGUCCCCCCUCAACCAAUCACUGACAGCAACAUACAGCAGAGAGCUGUGAUGCUGCUGGACCAGUACCGGAAGAAAUCCAAGCUCUUUAGGACCAAAGUGGUGCUGGCCCCAUUGGGGGAUGAUUUCCGCUAUACAGAGGCUUUGGAGUGGGACCAGCAGUUUCAUAACUACCAAAGACUCUUUGACUACAUGAACUCUCAUCCAGAGCUACAUGUCAAGGCCCAGUUUGGCACCAUCUCAGACUAUUUUGAAGCAAUGCGUAAAGCGGCAGGCGUUGACCCCAGUGGCGCCAGCGCUGUAGCACCCUCUCUGCCCAUUCUGAGUGGAGACUUUUUCACUUAUGCAGACAGAGAUGACCACUACUGGAGUGGCUUCUUCACCUCCCGGCCCUUCUACAAACGACUGGACAGAAUGUUAGAGUCUUAUCUCAGGGCCGCUGAGAUCCUUUACUCUCUUGCCUUGGCUCACAUCCAGAAGGCUGGCGAUAAACCGAGCGAUUUUCCUGCUGUGGAGAAUUAUAAGUUACUGACAGCAGCCAGGCGCAACCUGGGCCUCUUCCAACACCACGAUGCCAUUACUGGCACUGGCAAAGACUGGGUGGUGGUCGACUAUGGGACCAGGUUGUUCCACUCCAUUCUGAAUGUGAAGAGAGUGAUUGUGGAUUCGGCCCAUUGGUUGGUGCUCGGCAACAAAAAAGCAUAUAACCAUGAUCCUUCAAACCCUUUCCUUCAGAUGGAUGAUGUCCAACCUGCACAAGAUUCCCUGCCCCGCAAGACUGUUCUGAAAGUUGGUGCACAGCCCAGGCCUGUCGUCGUACACAACCCCACUGAUCAGAUCAGGGUAUCGGCAGUAACGGUGUACGUGAACACCCCUCGUGUGCGCGUUCUCACAGCUCAGGGGCAAUCAGUGAGUGCUCAGAUCAGCGCUGUGUGGGAAGGCACGACUCAGGCUUCCACUGAGGCCUAUCAGCUUACGUUCUUCGCCCAAGUGCCCUCUCUUGGUCUCGCUGUGUACCAGCUUGUUGAGGGGGCGGAGCUGAGGACAUCCGAAGCAAAGUACGUCUUUUUAAAGCAAGGUGGCGGCUUGUCUGUCAGCGGGGCGGAGCAUUUUAGUGUGUCCAUCCCACAGGAGCCAGUGUCUGUUUCCAUUGAAAACCCUCAUCUGCAGCUGUGGAUCUCCCCCUCCACAGGUCUAUUGGAGAGACUGAAACUAAAGGAGGAUGGCUCUGAACACCAGGUGAAAGUGGAGUUUAUGUGGUACGGCACCACCAGCAGCAAAGACAAGAGCGGAGCCUAUUUGUUCCUUCCCGAUGGAGAAGCUACAAGGUAUUCUUCCUCUCAGCCUCCUGUGAUUCGUGUAACCAAGGGACCAGUGUACUCUGAAGUCACCACCACCUUCACACACGUCACACACACUGUGCGGCUCUACAAUAUAAAGGGCACAGAUGGCCAGGCUGUUGAGAUCUUUAACACUGUAGAUAUAAGAGGGGAGAUCAACCAUGAAAUUGCUAUGAGGAUAACAUCAGAUCUGAACAGCCAGGAUCGAUUCUUUACCGACCUAAAUGGUUUCCAGGUGCAGCCCAGGAGAACUCUGGCCAGACUUCCCUUACAGGCCAACUUCUACCCCAUAAGCACAAUGAUGUACCUGCAGGACUCCAGCAGAAGACUGACCCUGCUUACUGCCCAGUCUCUGGGUGCUGCCAGCCUUAAGAGUGGUCAGAUGGAGGUUAUUUUGGAUCGACGACUCAACCAGGAUGAUAACCGUGGGCUGGGCCAAGGAGUCCUGGACAACAAGCUCACCGCUAACUCUUUCCGUCUUCUCCUGGAGAAGAGGCUGCCAGCUGUGGAGAAUGAGAAGAUUUCUCCUGUCAGCUACCCAUCACUGCUGAGUCAUACUUCUGAAAUGUACCUGAACCACCCCCUCAUCCCUAUGGCGAUGAGUUUGGGCUCAGCAACUAUGCCCCUGGUCCCUUUCAGUCCACUGACAUCCUCGGUACCCUGUGACAUUCAUAUAGUUAACCUGCGCACCAUCCAGUCCAAGGAGGAAGGGGGAGGACCGUCGGACCAAGCUGCUUUGAUUCUACACAGAAAAGGCUUUGACUGUGGCUUCUCCAAUAUGAACACUGGCCUUCUAUGUACCACCACACGUGGCAAGGUGAACCUCAGAAAGCUGUUUGCUGAACUAACAGUUCGGGGGAUGACACCUGUGUCCCUGACUUUGAUGCAUACACCUCAGAGUGGACAAAUUCAACAGGAGAUCAGUCUUAAACCAAUGGAAAUUAGUACAUAUCGUCUACAGCUAAGCUGAGCCAAGCCAAUGCCUGAGCCAUUUGACAAACCAGAGUCUUGACUCCAGUCUGGAGCAAAUCAAAGACCACCCCCCUGUCGCCUUCAGUUAAGGAAUUGCAGGGUGAACUGCUAAAACUGAACUCUUAAGCCUAAUAGGAAAGUGCAAUAUGAAAUUGAUAAAGAGUCCCUAUCCAGCCCACUCAGGUUCUGUCUUCUUUCUUAUUUGGAAAACAAUGUUGUAUAUUCACUGUGAUGAGGGGUGAUGCUCUUCUCGUAAUAUAAUUUUUCUGUUGUGUUAGAUUCAGAAAUAGCUGGAGCUCAAGUGGAUACUUCUAAGUCUCUCCCUAUUUGAGGAACAAAUUAAGACCGAGUUUCAUUGUAAGGUAGAUACACCAUAUGACUGAAACUUGGUGGUACUUGGACAGGGAUUUUUUUUUUUAAAUUAAUUAUUGUGAAACCCAUUUGAUUUAAAGAGAUUUUUUUAUUCUAAUCCAAAGUGAUUUUGUGAAAAUGUGCCUUAUUUUUCAGCAUCAUAAGAAGUUCAUCAUGUCUUUGUUUUGAGUUCAGCAGCAGAAACGUAUGAUGUCAGUUAACUGACAGCCAGUAUAACAGCAUUUGCUAAAGAUGUUACAUUCAUUUUUAAAGCUCUCUACAAAAUACCAUGUAGAUUUGGAACAAAACUGAUCUGUCACGCCUUCAUACGUUUUACCACAUUUGUCUUGUUAUAAAUUUUAACAAGGCUUCAAAGAGCUGGGCACAUUAAAUGUAGAUGAUAAUUAGAAGUUAUUUUUUUUUGUCCUGUUGGUUGUUUAAUUUAAAUGUCUUGCAGAAUUUGAUGCAAAUGACUGCAGCAGAUGUGAUAAUCACAUGACUUGAUAUGGGUCUAUUAUUGUGACCUUAUGUAUCAGAGUGGUUUUAGCUUUACACAGCCGGUGACAUGUUUUUGUUUGCUUAGUCAUGACAUAAGGCCCUUGUCCUAAUCUCUUUUAAUUUUGAGAAUGACAUGGCGCAUGUAAGAAAUUCACCAUCACAUCAAAUGUCAAGUUACAGGAAAAAUAUUAUUUAACUGAAAACAAUAAUUGCCUUGUCAUUUGUUGUAAUAAUAUGAUAAAGAUAGCAGAGUAAACCAGCCAUACAAUACAAACAGUAAUGAAACAAAACUCUUCAGGUGCUAAUUCACAAGUUAGAUUUUUUCCAGAGGUUUUGAGUUUAAAAAACAAAACAAAAACAAAACAAUAGAUCAUCUCGGUUUACUGUUACCUUCCAACACAAUAUGAAAGCAAUGUGCCAAGAGUCAAUAGUUCUGUAAACAUCAGUGCAUGAUGUUCAUGAUGCAUUUGUAGAUGCACUGGCAAUCCAACUAUGCAACACCUGUGGCAGUGUUGUAUCUAGUCUUACUUAUACCUAUGAUAUACAUAAGCUGAAAUGGAUCAAGCAGCAUCACUGAACUGUAUUAGCUAAUUUCCUUAUCAUGAUUUCAAUGUAAUAGUCAGCUAGUCCUUCCUAGCAUCACCCAAACAUGAUCAAUUGUGGAAAUAUACUGUAAUCAUUUGUUGUCUUUUUUAGAAGUAGUUGUCAAGGUAGGGAGUAUACUAACCACAUUUGCCUUGAGGAAAAUGAAGGUUGUCUAGGUUAUUCUGGCAGUGACUUGUUAGAAUGUGGUAAUUGUGAUUCGAGAACUGUUUUUGUUUUCAUGCUGUGUGGUCUUCUAGAAUGUAAAUGGGAGUGUCAAAAAUGGUUUACUACCUGCACAUGCAAAACUCUACUGUCUUUUGUUAUCUUUUGAUAAUUGUUGAAUUCAUGCUUUUUUCAGUUCAAUCAGAGGAUGGUCUGUAUCAGUGAUUAUCAGUUUCUCUCACUUUUUUAUGCUUAUGUGAACUCCGGCCCUUUGUACUGUUUGGAAAGCUGGCAAAAGGUGGAAAUGCUGAUUUGUUAGUCUUUUUACCAGGUUGCUGAUUUCAGUUCUGUCAAAAAAAUCUGUUUUUCCUUAAAUGUAAUAUAAUGCAAGAAUAAAGAAAAAUGAGUU
This is a messenger RNA of Chanos chanos (milkfish), 5768 nucleotides long. RefSeq names its product mannosidase, alpha, class 2A, member 1 (gene man2a1). The transcript is spliced from 22 exons. Gene Ontology annotation, molecular function: carbohydrate binding; alpha-mannosidase activity. The coding region runs from base 294 to 3761 and encodes 1155 amino acids. Gene Ontology annotation, cellular component: Golgi membrane. Gene Ontology annotation, biological process: N-glycan processing; mannose metabolic process; protein deglycosylation. The record is from RefSeq and is a predicted model, not a curated record. NCBI's taxonomy places the organism in Eukaryota, Metazoa, Chordata, Actinopteri, Gonorynchiformes, Chanidae.